This is a messenger RNA of Erigeron canadensis, 1396 nucleotides long. Its product is annotated as ACT domain-containing protein ACR8. The record is from RefSeq and is a predicted model, not a curated record. Lineage: Eukaryota; Viridiplantae; Streptophyta; Magnoliopsida; Asterales; Asteraceae.
GGAAAUCAAGUAAGAAAAUAGACGAGAUAUUGUGAUGAUGAUGCAGAUGGAGAGAUCAAGCAGCAGCAGGCCGCCUUAUUUGGAUGAAUUUGAGAAACUUCUUGUUCGAAUCAACACCCCAAGGGUCAUGAUCGAUAAUGCUGGUUGUCUAAACGCCACCCUCGUCAUGAUUGAUAGUGCAAGAAAAGACGGAAUACUUGUAGAGGCGGUUCAAGUUCUAAGCGAUCUCAAUCUUGUAAUUAAAAAAGGUUAUGUUUCUUCUGAUGGAUAAAGGUGGAACAUGGAUGUCUUCCAUGUUACUAAUUUGGAUGGUAACAAAUUAAGCAUCAUUACCUGCAUUCAACAGUCACUGGGAUCAAUCCGCAACACAAGAUGUAAAUCAUUAGAUGGAAUGACAGCAAUUGAGGUAACCGGUAGCAACAGAGUUGGCCUUUUAUCGGAGGUAUUUGCAGUGCUAUACGAUCUCAAGUGUGAUGUGGUAGAAGCCAAAGUAUGGACACACAAUGGUAGGAUGGCGGCCCUCAUUUACCUAAAAGAAUCGAUUAUUGUGGGGGAUUCUCUAACAACAUUGGAAGCUCGUUUAAUUAGAAACGUCCUUCAAGGGGAUAAUACAUCAUCGGUUUCGAUAGUAAUGAAGGCAAGCAGUACUCAUACAGAAAGACGGCUUCAUGCAUCAGAUGAUGGUGAUGAUGUCUGCAGAUGAGAGAUUUGUGUUCAAAAUUGCUUGGAGAAAGGGUACUCUGUUGUGAACCUAAGUUGCAAGGAUCGGCCGAAGCUGUUAUUUGACGUGAUUUGUACCUUGACAGAUCUGCAAUAUGUAGUCUUUCAUGCCACCAUUGAUACCACAGAUGAUGAUGAUAAUGAUGAUCACGGUGCCUAUCUGGAAUUCUUUAUUAGACACGCAGAUGGAACCCCAAUCAGCUCGGAAGCUGAAAAGCAACGGGUAACUCUUUGCUUGAGGGCUGCCAUCCAAAGAAGAGCAUCCCAGGGUGUUCGACUUGAGCUAUGCAAGGCGGAUAAGCCAGGAUUAUUAGCAGAAUUAACACGAACAUCUAGAGAAAACGCCUUAAAUGUGACACGUGUUGAGAUAUCUACAACAAUGGGUACGGCAAUGGGCGUAUUCUACGUCACGGAUGAUUUAGGUAACAACGUGAGUUCAAAAAUCAUAGAAUCAGUUCGACAAAGAAUCGGGUCAGAUUACCUAAGAGUAAAGGAACUGCCAAUAGCAUCACGCACCAAGAAGAAGAAUCAUGAAAAAGCAGCUGAUGGGACCGUUUUGUUAUCACUUGGAAGCUUGUUAAGAAAGAACCUUUACAACUUAGGGUGGAUCAAGUCAUAUUCUUAAAAAACACACACAAAAGGGGGUGGGGGAUUUUAUUUAAAUAUUUGUUUAGGG